CAGGCAGCACGGGGAUGCUGCGAGAGAGCAGAGAGAGGUGUUCAGUCGCGCGACGGCUCUCGCCCCGGCCAGUCGAUUGAGCCGUGUUACGCCAACAGCGGCCGGAAGCAGCCGCGUGAAAAAGUUGGCGCGAGAUCACUUCCGCCGCGCAAUUUUUCCGGUGGUCGAUUGCGAAGCGUGCAGCGUCCGCCUCUGAUCGCCCGCGUGCGAGGCGGACGAGUGACUUUCUGAAGCAACCACCUGUACGUCGUCACAACCAUCGCCGUCGUCGUCGCCGUCAUCACCGGAUCCUCGCACAUCAGCAGACGCGCGUACGCACUAAGCCGGGAACGACCAAUCGGGCUCUCGCCACUGUGUCGCGCGCGACCGGCGAGCAUUCGCGGCCGCCUUGCGCGAAAAACGUGGUCGUCCUCGUUUGCGCGUCCGAGGGUCAAUUCUUGGAGUCAAGGUCAAGGAAUUCCUGGGGGAAUGCAGAUUCGACGUGAUCAGUGAAUCGACUGGAAUCGGGAUCAUUGAGAGCGCAGAUACGAGGGAAGGAUUUUCUCGAUGAAGGUCAAAAUGAGGAACACUUCUGAAAUUCCAAACGCAUCAAACGACCGUAACUCACCCUGUUUGACGAGACUCGUUUAACGUUAUCCAGCUCGGAAGUUGAACGGAGGCGAUUCAAGUCUGCGACAGUACAGAAGGAACAUGUAAUUUAAUUUUCGCUGGACCUCGCCGGGGGUAACGUGACAUGAAUAAGUUACAUCGAGCGAAUCGAAGUGAUCGUUGACGUCGGGCAAUGUGGGAAACAUAAAAUGCGGCGUGUUCAUCCACUCUGAAGAUGCUGGUGGAUGAUUGCGGAGGCGGAAUGGGGUGGACUACAGCUAGUGUACGCGGGGGAUGGUCCACCCCGGGAGGAUGCAGAAAUUCGGCCAUGAGCUUUGGCGGUAGCGUGCCAUCCUUGCACCCGACUGGUUCGAUAAGAUCGUUGCGUUCACAACAUUCCAUGCAGGUUCCGCCCGAGACACCACGAAGAUGCAUACAUUGUCAUCCGGUACAUAUACCCAGCACCCCCAAUAAUUACAUACAACAUCCCAUGCAGUACUAUACACCAACUCAUUGCAUGGAAGGACAAAAUGGCACGUAUACGCCGCACCGUGGGAGUUCAUAUCACGGUGACACGCGUCUACGUUACAUGGACGCCGAUGAAAGCAUGGGAAAUACGAACUGGGUUCCAGGCGACUUACACAAUCUACACCGCUGCGUACCAGCGUUUCGUCGCACAGGUAUAGACGUUACUGGUAUGCGGACGCAUUUCUAUCCGGAGGGUGGCUGGGGCUGGUUGGUUUGCGCUGCUGGUUUCCUCGCCCUGUUGCUCACCACCGGGAUGCAACUCGCCUUCGGAUUACUUCACCUUUACGCCGCGCGGCAUCUUGGUGAGCACCACUUGAUGGACAUAGUGUGGACAGGGGCGUUGAGCGCUGCGGUUUCCCGUGGCUCGGCGCCGUUGGUCGUCGGCGCGUGUCGUCGUGGCAAUACAAGGCUUACGGCGGUGAUCGGUGGCCUCGUGCUGGCUCUGGCAUCACUCUUCACCUCGUUCGCCCUCCAUACACAUCAAGUGCUUCUUAGCUACGGGGUCGUGCUGGGCGUAGGGACUGGCCUCGUGAGGGAAACCGCCGGGUUGGUGUUGGGCAAUUACUUCAGGAAACGACGAGAGUUCGUCGAGAUGGUGGUGCAAGCCGGCACCGGCGUGGGAAUAGCACUCUUCAGCGUCUUCUACAAGGAAGCAGUCGGGAGGCUGGGCUGGCGACUGGGACUGCAAUCGGUAACGGGAGCACUCUCGUUGGCCUUCUUCCUGGGGCUGAUCUACCGGAGUGCCUCGCAGUAUCAUCCUCAACGGCGAGUCAUGCUGCAUCUAAAGAACCAGCGCAGCAAAGUCAAAGAGAAGAAAUCUGCUACCAAGAUCCCGAAGCAGCCGCUGGUCGAUCUGAGCCCUCUGGGAUCGCGUCCUGUGAGGAUGCUCAUGCUGGCCGCCGGUGCUGCCAGUUUUGGUCUUUAUACCCCUGCCUUCUAUAUCGCACUGCAAGGCUACCAGGACGGGUUGGAGGCCAGUGCUCUAGUGCUCUUACAGACCUGUCUGGGGUUGGCGGCGGCAUUCGGGUGUGCAGCUUGGGGGGUAGUUACCGCCAGGCCUUCUGCUCAGUGCCUAGUGUCCAGGCAAUAUCUCUGCCAAGCAGCGCUCAUUGGAGUUGCCGUAGCUCAAGUGGCGCUUGGUAGCGUGCAAGGUUAUCACGGACUUGUACUGGCCUCCGGGCUUUACGGCGCUUCGCUCGGUGGUGCGCUUUACUCCCUCAAGAUGUUGGCCUUGGAAAGGCUGCGAGCAAGACACUUCGCUCGAUCGUGGGCUCUGGUACAAGCCGCAGAAGCGCUACCCAUCCUUCUCGGAGUUCCUCUUACAGGUUACAUGAACGCUAGCAGUCCACGGGUGGGCUACUACGCGUGCACUCUGAGUUCCUUGUGCGGUGCGGCACUGCUGUUCUUGGUCGGCUGGGGACGGCAACCGGCUUCACCUAUCCUCCCAGGACCUCGUCUCACGAGCUUUGGCAUCGUGCCGCCACCGCCACCCUGCGCGUGCCCGCCACCCCCACGGCCCCGGCUACCGAAGUCGCAUUCCCUGCACGUGCCCCUGGACGUCGAGGACAAUAUGCGGGAUCGUGAGUUUGUCGAACGGAUUCACGACACUGAUCACUACUACCAUCCGCAGUUCCACGUGCCGUUACGACCGAGCAAGAGCGUGCCGGAGGGCCUCAGCCAUCAGGACCCGUAUCGGACCCGGCCGCGACGCCACCGCGACAUCACAGUCAUAGAACAGAUCACCACCAGCGUGUAAAAUAACGACGGUGGUAGUCAACCUUCCAACGCGCAACCACGAAAUUAGGCUAAUGGGAAGCAACGCCAGACGCUCGUUUCAACUUCGAGCCGAGUUUAACCGGGAUCCGGUCAUAUUUGCCUCAUUCUAGGACCGCUUUCGCGUUUGCUAUGUCCUCGCGAUAGUUGAACUAGUUGAGAAAAUAUCGUACGAUCAUAUUUUAUUGGGACACGAGUUACAGUUGUAUCCUCGAGAAGCUUCUGCUUUUUCUCAGCUUUUUUGCUUUACACUUGAAAGUUGAGCGAGGAGGAGCGCUGCAGUUCUUUUUGCUGUCGCUGCCGCCGUUAUAUUAUUAUUUCACGAUUGUUUAGCUUACUUUCUUUUUACGUGUGCUUUUCACGUUUGUCACAAGUGUAAUUUGCCGGGAGAUUUAAGGUUGCUCUUGAGAAAGGUUGGGGACCAUUAGCGUAAAAGCUGGUACGCAGUUGCAGGCACAGGCGGAAAGCAAAACGGGAAUCAGGAAAAGAAGCAAUGACGCACAAUAUGCACGCGGGAGAGACACUUACGCGGUCAUACGAAUAACGAAAGGAUAGUUAUAAUUAAUUACACAAUUGAUUAUAACUAUUUUAUAAAAGUAAAAGUACUUAAUAGUUAAAAAUUCUUUCGGAGAUAUCCCUACGUCUUUUUCCUACUAGGUAAACUACUAAUUACUAAACGAUCGAUUACUAAAUCGAACUAGUACACGAAUGAAGUUUAUAUUAUAGUCUAUAUCGAAUAGAGAUCAAAUUAAAUGUACUAUGUGCAUUAUAGGAAAGUACUUAUUCGCACACUGAUGCGCGAAGUAGUUGAAGUAUUACUGCCAAGGAAGUAAUUGUCUGAAUGUGCUAAGUGUAAUUCAACGACAGAAUGAUGAGGCGAAUACGAAGCUUCGUGAAGGGAAGCUUCCAGUGUAAAAGAAAAAGCUUGAUUGCUGUUUCAGGAUUCGCAAGAUUGCUAAAUAUUAUUUGUAUUUCUCGGAAAAAUUAGAUGCAUAAGAAGAUAAGUGAAUGCAAAUGGUAUGCAAUGAUUCGGGAAGUGAAUGACCUCGUUUCAUUUGUAAUAAACUUUACCUGGGUUUUCUCUUGUAUGUGCAGAUAAGCGCGUGAUAUGUGAAUCAGGAGUUUUAGAUGCGCGCGGUCAAAUGAGAAUGUCCUGAUUGGCUCGUAGACAUACCUGUCAUUUGCAUUUCAAGUGACUAGUAAACUUCGAGUUUGAUCUACAUUCGUGAGAGUUUGUACCUGUUAGCUCACUUUGUCGUUGACUGUGCGAUUAGCUAAUGCGAAUAGUAAUUGCAUAAGUAUUAUCGACACAUCGUUAUCUCCCCUGUCGUGUAGAAGUUAAAAACGCGCAAAAUAGCUCGUUUAUAUAUAAAUAUAUAUAUAUAUUAAGUGAUCAAAACGCGCAACAUCGCGCGCGUGUUACGUUUCGGGAUAGACAGAAUAUAUGUAUAGCGCACGGAGCUGGUCUCCGGAAACGCCGCCGCAGAAAUCGUUAAAUAUUAAUAAGAAUUUAAAGCGUCACGGACAUUCCGAGUAAAUCGGUCUCCAGGUCGAACGCUGACAAAAGAUCUCUGCAAAUAAUAGAUGAAUUAGAAUUAAAGAACCGAUAGGUGUCCGUUUUAUGCAAAACUGCAACCUUUUCGUUUCUAAAAUUACGCGUUUUGACCGUGUGUCAAAUUCUGUUAUAUUUCUGUCAUAUAUGCAUUUUCUUUUGUUCAGAAUUAAAAUAUGCUAAACAACCGUGUUUCUUAUCCUACGUAUUUAUACGCUAAAAGCAAAGGAUGUUAUCGUAUCGGCUCGUAUUAGCUGCAUAAUGAAGUAUCGAAUAUAUCUUUAGUAGCAUGUUCAACUAUAAUCUCAAAUCACUUUAUGAUAACAUAAUUAGUACCUGAAUAUUAAGUGCUCUAGAUAUCUAAUGUGAGGUGAGUGACGACGUAACUUAAUUACUUCUAUACUUUCUCGUAUGAUCCAUCUUGCUACAUGUCGAAAUUACACGCACAGUACGAACCAUCAUACCAAUCGUCUUCUUACGCAACUGAUUAAUCAAUGAAACGUAGAAAGUAUCCUAAAGGUAUUUACCGACUGUAAGAAAGUAGUUAUUAUAUAUGUACAGAUUAUAUAAAUCUCGUAGUUGAAUUUGUCGCGCAUUUUUCGAUAUUAUAAUCGGAAAUGCUGCAUUUAUUAACGACGAUAAUGGUGAAUACGUUCAAUAUACUAUAUAUAUAGUAUUAAAUAUAUACAGUAUAUUGAAUGUAUGUAAUCUCUGAAAAGUGGAACACAAUCGUUAUGGAAUAAACGAUUUAUAUUUCCUACGAUAUUUCGCCUGGAAAAUAUAAAUCAAUUAAAAUUAAUUAUAUUCUUUAGGUCACAUUCUGUUACACAGUUUUCUUCUUAGUUAUGUGUCAGUUACAAUUUUUGAUGUUCGAGUUGUGAAGUAAACAUAAAAGCAGAGGUGCGCAAUAUACAUACGGGGCCAAAAUUAAGUUUAAGCUAUAAUUUAUAAUCAUAAACAUACAUGUCAAUUACAUGAAUGAAAAGUUAAACAUUUUUUGUCUCGUUUCAAUUUGUUUCAUAUUAAAAUAAUUAUAAAUUUGUGCAUUAAAUUUAUUAUAUUAAAAUUCAAGUUUUUACAUUGAUGUAUAAAACUUUUGUUUGUAUAAAAAUAUUUUACAAAUAAAGGUUUUAGCAUAUGGGUUUCAUACAUACAAUGAAAAAGGUCCAGUUAGUCCUUCGCUAGAAUUUGGAUGUGCACCUCUGCGUUAAAUGCCAAAGUUUUUAUUACACAUUGUCACAACCAGUGCCAGUAAAUUUAUUACAAUAUAAAAAUUGUAGUUUAUAUAACGUUACGAUAUUUCUCUCUUGGUUGCAAUGGAAAGAUGUCCGAUUUCUUUAAAUCAAUUACUAAGAAUCAACAUAAACAUCACCAAUUUUAAGAUUCCUUACGCGAUCUGUUUUUACAUAUAUACAUAUAUACACGUAUAUAUACAUAUAUCUAACUUUUGAUGUGAUGAAUUGUUUGUAUACUGCCAAUUUUUAUAGGAUAUAAACGAAUUUCGAUUUUCAGUAGUGCAACAAAUGCAGUGGAGAAAAAUCACAUUAUUUUACGAAUUUAUCGAUGAGGAGAUAGAACGUUUUUUGUAUUUGUAUCAAAUAUUUAUAAACGAUAGGGCAGUUUUUCUUAACUAGUUUCUCGAAAUUAUUAAAUCGGGAUUGUUAACGAAUUUAUACGAUAGACGAAUAACUUAUCUCAAAUUAUAAGUAAUUUUAGCAUUUGCCACAUCAUGUUUUUUCACCUAUUUGAUUUAACAAUUUGUAAAAUUACUGUUCAUUAAUUUUGCAUCACUUAUAAAUUCUUAGUAAUUAAAAAUUAAUAAUUUUCAAAAUUUCUAUGCCAUUUUAUAAUUUAAAUUUUUUGCAAAUGCAAAUUUUCUGUUUACUAUAUAAUUAUAUAAUGUUACUAUUGAUAAAGAUAUGUUAACACGUAUAUCAUAAUUGAUAUACGUGUUAACAUAUCUUUAUCAAUAGUAAAUGUUUUAUAAAAGCAAUGGAUUUUGUGCAACGAAUGAUAACUUUUUGUUUCUGUGCUAAUAUACAUCUUAGGCACAAAAAAUUAAAAAAUUGAUAUAUUAAAUUUAUUAAUUAAAUUCAAUUAAAGUAAAAAAUAAUUAUACAUUUAAACCUCUCGUGACAAAACUUUUAUUUUUUUAAAUAUUAUUUCGAUUAAUGUUUUUUGUAUUACGUAAAACCAAAAUGUCAAAUGAAACAUAUAAACCGAAAUUAUAAACCGAACAAUAAUAGAUCGUUUUCCCCUAUUUUAUUCAUUAAUGAAUAUUAUUAUAGUGUCGGUUAUAUACAAGUUAUAAUCUUUACAAUAAUUUUUAAGAGUUAACCGUGCAUACUUACAAGAUAAGUGCACAAAGGGUUAAAUGUGCCUCGCAAUAGUGUAUGGCAUUUUAAGUUUCUAAAAUUUUAUAUCCGAAUUGUUUGAGACAAUGAAACAUGUUUAACAAGUUUCUCCAGUUAGACCAAUAUCCGAGCUUGGAAAUAUCUGGAAUCACGUUGUGUUUACGACGAAAAUUAUCCUAAUCCGAAAUAUCAUGAGAAUUGUAAUCCAGAUGUUCGAAGAAUCUGCGGUAAUGACAUUAACAUAUAACAGCUUGUCCUCAAUCGAUUCUUAGAAAUCGCGUAACUUCGUUGCCUUGUAAAUAUAUCUAAGCAAGGUUCCCCUAUUGCAACACGUUGAGCAUUUUGUAAAGUUUUAUAAAUAGUUCUGCGUAGUUAAACAGCUGGACCAAUAAAGUAUAUAUCCGAUUGUA
Molecule: messenger RNA, 7205 nt
Organism: Ooceraea biroi (clonal raider ant)
Lineage: Eukaryota; Metazoa; Arthropoda; Insecta; Hymenoptera; Formicidae
Product: monocarboxylate transporter 4
Biological process (GO): transmembrane transport
Molecular function (GO): transmembrane transporter activity
Source: RefSeq, a predicted model, not a curated record